AUGUCCGCGUACAAGUACUCCGUGCCGACGCCGCAGCGCUCGCCGCGCUCGCACGACGACGCUGCUGGCAGCGACGUCGUCGAGGACCCCAACCUCGUCUCGUGGCACCACGCCCACCACGCCUCGCAGCCGCAGCAGCCGCACCCGCACCACCACCACCACGGCGCGCACGAGCGCAGCUCCGGCUGGCACCAUGUGCCCGUGGGCCCGCAUCCGCAGUCGGCGCCCGUGGGGCAUGCCUACCCGCCGCCGGGCGCCGCUGCAGGCCAGGCCGGCUACGAUGGCUCGCCGCCCAUCGACGACCUGGACACGCCGCUCAUGCACGCACCGGGGCCGCCGGGCCGCAGCGAGCACGGCGGGGGCCCCUACGCGGCGCGCCCGAUGGAGCACGACGCGUCGCAGCAGAGCGCCUUUGACCUGGCGCACGGCCGCAAGAAUGCGCCGGCACGCGAGCAUGUGCCCGAGAUCAACGAGGCGGUGCCCGUGCGCUUUGCCCAUCUCUUCAAGCGCCCCGUCGUGCGCCAGUGGCUGCACGACGGACAGCUGUGGCGCGAGUGCGGCGAGCGCACGCCGUCGCGCUUCGAGCUCUUCUUCGACCUCGUCUUCGUCGGCUCCAUCUCGCAGCUGGCGCACGGCGCCGCCGAGACGUCGUCCUGGGUCAACGUCGUCAAGUUCCUGGUGCUCUUCUUUCCCGCAUGGUCGGUGUGGACAGACGUCAGCUCCUUCCUCGACGUGCAUGGCAGCGACGACAUCCUCCAGCGCUGCUACAUCCUCCUCGUCAUGUGCAUCCUCAUGGGCUACACGGCAAACGCCACGGGCAUCAAGAUCGACCACGCCAAGGAGGGCAUCAUCGUCGGCGCCACGACCGUCCCCGCUGGCACAACCGGCGAGGCCGCGGGCGCCGUCGAGCACCGCGCGCUGGACUUCCUCGUGCGCAAGGCGUUCCCCACGCUCGUCAGCCGCGCCGGCGGCGGCGGCUCGGGCGAGCAGGAGGAGCUGCUGCUUGUCAAGCAGGUCGGCUCGACGAUGUACUGGUUCGCCGAGGACUACGACCGCGCCAUUGCCGCUGCGAUUGCCUUCUACCUCACUGCCAAGGCGCUGCGCCUGGCGCUGUACUUCAUCUACGGCGUCAUGCUGCCGCGCUUCCGCAAGGCGCUCUUUCUCCACACCAUCACGCUCUUUGUCAUCUCUGCCAUCUACGUGCCCCUUGUCUUCACCACACGCGAGACGUCUCCUGCGCUCAUCCUCUGGCUCGCGGCCGCCGGACUGAUCGCCGAGCUGCUGAGCCGCUACUUCAUCGCGGCCGCCAUGCAGAUCUCGCACGGCCGGGCCAAGCAUCGAGGGCAGAGCUCCUUCAUCCCGGCGCUGAGCAUCGAGCAUCUCAUGGAGCGCAUGAUGCUCUUCGUCAUCCUGACCACCGGCGAGAUCCUCAUCGUCUCGAGCUACACGGCGACGUCGGACAGCAUCGGGCCGGUCGAGAAGUUCUGGCGCGCCUCGCUGAGCAUCGUCAUCGCCUUCAACGUCAUCUGGCUCUACUUCGACGCCGAUGCAAGCCGCACGUUUGCGCACGCACUGCGGCGGCAUUGGUGGCACUCGAUCACUUGGACGCACCUGCACUUCCCGCUCGUGGCGGCCAUCGUGCUGCUCGCCUCUGCGCUCUCCAAGCUCAUUGCGCUGGACCAUGUCUCUGCGGGCUACGAGUGGUACCUUGGCGGCUCGCUCGGCGUCAUCAUGCUCAGCAUGGCGACCAUCGGCCUGCUGCACAAGAACCUCGACGUGCGCGGCUCGAGCCUCAUCCCGCACUGGUUCCGCGUGACGCAGCGCUUUGCCGUCGCCGCUGCGUUUGCUGCGCUGCCGAUCCGCCACGACUGGAGCUCCAUCAGCUUCCUGGGCACGUGCGCGGGCCUGCUGUCGAUCCAGGUGCUCGUCGAGACGUUUGGCAAGGUCGGCGCCGUCGGCCGGCACUACGAUGCCGAGCGGGCGGCUGCGCUGCGUGCCGCGCGGCUGGAGGCGAGCCGCGAGCGCUCGCCCAGCUCGCACGGCCACGGCGAGAAGGAGAUUCCGCUGUCGAAGCUCAGCACCCUCUCACCCUCCGCCGCCAGCUCGAUGCAUCCGGCCGCCUCGGAGCGCCGCGCCAGCUCGGCGCAUCUCGUGCGCCGCAUGUUCGACAAGGACUACGCCGUGCGUGCGCCGACGAGCCGCGACAGCUGGCACGAGUGGGAGGACCUUACCGAGGAGGAGAUUGGCGAGGAGGACGUCGGCGUGGAAUCGGCGCUGGGCUCCAUCGAGGCCAAGCAUGUCAGCUCCGGGCAGCGCUGGGCGUAUGCCGCGACAUGA
Messenger RNA from Tilletiopsis washingtonensis, 2337 nucleotides. RefSeq lists its product as hypothetical. The coding region runs from base 1 to 2337 and encodes 778 amino acids. The transcript has 8 exons. The record is from RefSeq and is a predicted model, not a curated record. Lineage: Eukaryota; Fungi; Basidiomycota; Exobasidiomycetes; Entylomatales.